This is a messenger RNA of Topomyia yanbarensis, 2287 nucleotides long. RefSeq lists its product as uncharacterized. NCBI's taxonomy places the organism in Eukaryota, Metazoa, Arthropoda, Insecta, Diptera, Culicidae. The transcript has 4 exons. Bases 277 to 1239 code for a protein of 320 amino acids. The record is from RefSeq and is a predicted model, not a curated record.
UUAAUGAUGUAGGCAAAUAACCUUACUUGUACCGUUCCGAUGAGGGAAUAACGCUCGAUCCCAAACCACGACCAAUCAAGAUCACAUUCGAAAUCACUGAACCGACACUCCGAAUGGGAAUGGCCACACGACCCUCCCACUAGUCACAUGAUAACACACCGAUCGGAAUAAGGUUACCCAGUUUGCUGAUUCUGUUGACAGAAGAACUAAUAACUGCAAUCCAACGAUCAGCCGAUGCAGUCAGGUGCAACGAAUACGAACCCUAGACCCUAGCAAAUGGUCAAUAUAAAACGAUCUGGAUCGACCGGCGUCACGAGUAGUGUCCAUUUAUGCGGUGAACAUCAUGCACGUUGGUGGUCAAUUUUAAAUCGGGAAACAAUGAAACGACGACGUCUUCUGGCCGCAGUGAUUUCGGUUGUGCUAUGCUCGUCACUAACCAGUAGGCUGGUUCUUGGCAGUUCGUUGAUAAACAGUGCCUGGAAGCAGCUGAUGUGGGAGACCAAGGAUCUGCUGAAGUUGUGUGCUACCAAAAAUGACUCUAACUGGGACUGUCUGCGGCGGGAAAGUUUACUGAUUGUGGAUAAUUUUGUGAGCAGCGAAAGGAUACCGUUGCUUACGGGAGCUGCUUUGGUGAGAGUUAAGGAUGAGCAUGAUAAACACGUGCGUCCUACCGAUGCUUUGGCAAGGGCUGUCAAUGAAAGUGAACCCGCCGUGAAUAACCUCAAUCCAGAGACGGGUGGGAUAAACGUCGAUGGUGUGGUGCCUGUAGACAAAACGUGGCGUGGUCGCGUUUUGCGUGCUCUGGAAAAUAUGUUUCAAACGCAUGUACUGCAGAUAGACUUCUUGAAUGCUGUCGAUGGGAAAGGACAACGAAACAAGAAAAAGGAAGAAGGUUGGCUGCGACUGUUCUAUGGGAAAAUGAAAAAUCAACACGUGGUUGAAGGCCGCCAUCGGCAUCGCCGGCAACAGAUGAUACCGAUGAUGAUUUUCGGCGUAACGGUGUUCGGAAUGUUUGUCAUUCCGAUGGGAUUCCAAUUUCUGGCGGCACUCAGCGGCAAGGCAUUUCUGAUGGCGAAACUGGCUCUGCUGCUGGCAUCGAUCAACGGACUAAAAAGGGUAGCGUCAACUGGCGUUCACUACGGACUGUACGCCGAUCCGCACCAUUUGCCACACGCGCCGGCCGUAUUCUACGACCGCGAUUCCAACUUUGGUCCUCGCAAUUUGCCACCGAUAGAAUAGCAGCUAAGCAGUAACCGUAGAAGCAAACGUAGCCAGAUCGAGAAAAGAUUUUUUAAGCUAUCCAGUUCAUCCGAUAGUGAACAGCAGCACCCGCAAACAACCGCGAUGACCGCACCUACUCCUGCUCCGGAGUUUUAUCAGCUGUGGGGUCAAGGACAAAACUUACCUCCACUGCCUGGACCACCACAUCCACUCUACUAUCCACACCAACCGAAUGGUUUCUAUCCCGGACUGGUGCCACCUGCCGGACCUCCAGGACCACCUAUUUGGACACCUCUAACGCAAUAUCUAGCUCUUAUGUCCAAUGCAGCGACGGCCAGUUUCCACAUGUACAUGAACUUUGUGCGGAGCAUCUAUGUCAGUUGUCGACACUUUAUGUCCGAUCUGUUUUGGUCCAACGUGAGAACUUUGAUGCCUUAUUUUGCAUCGCCGUGGAUUAUGCGUUGGUAUAAUGGGGGUUACCCGGGUCGAUUGCCAGCUGGGGCUUCGCCGCCUCAUGCUCCGGUUCCGUUUAAUGAGCAGUAUGGUUAUUAUCAACCGGGAAUUCUGACCGGUGCCGUUGCCCGGAAUGGGGUUGUUGAAGAGAUAGGACAUUCGAAAGCUUUUUUAGCCUCUGAGAGUCAACAAACGCCAGCAACGAAAGUGUUUUGAAUCAAAAACCAAGAAUAAUUGGAUCGUUUUAAUUUUGCUAGGUUAGGUCGCAGUGAUAUGUUGGAAGGUUAAUAUUUCAGUAAAAAAGACCUAGUUGCAUAAAUUUUAUUUAAUAUCGGGAACCUCUUUGAAUUAGAAUAAUCCAGUAGUUCGUGGAUCAUCAAGUAUAAGUCAGAUAAAUAGUAUCAACACAGAUACAUUUUGUGGAGUAAACAUGUAAAAGAAAUAUUGAAAACUGCGACAUCAAUUAGAUAGUAUUUUCUCGUAGAAAUUUGACGUAAUGGUAGUGUAAUAACCUAUUGAUAAAUGCGAAGUAUCGGUGUUUAUAGUGCCCGAAUUUGUUGUACUGCAUUAGGAUCGAUUCCUUAGGUAUAAAUAGUGAUGCAAGUUAGGUAUA